ACCGGAGUGUGUGUUGUGUCGUGAAUGCAAAAUGGUGUCGCGGCAAUAAUGUGAUCGCAGUGCACACAAGUGUUGUCAAUACAAUUUUCAACCAAACACCCAAUAUUGUUUACAAUCGAAAAAAAAAAUUAAAAUGCGGUUAACAAUAAUGGAGACUGCAGUGAGUUCUUCAAUGUUACGCAUCGCAUUAUUUAACCGGAAUUAAAAAAAAAAAAAAAAAUUCGAAAGUGGAUGAAUCCAUUUGAAAAAUGGGUCGCAGUCGGAAAUACGGCAACGAUACGCUAGACGUAUUAAAUAAGGGAUGCCUCGAUUUGUACGACUCUAUGGCCUGUGGCCGAAUCAGCAUUUUGGUUUUCAUCAGCGCAAUCACCUUUCUUCUGAUUUUGCUAAAGCUCAUAAAGUACCACAGAUACAGACAUUUACAAAUGCAUCAUUAUGCAAUAUUUUACGUCUCUGCCAUUCAAUGCAUCCUCUGUGGAUCGAGUUUCUUGUUGGGCGUUCGUUAUCCACAGUUGGACUUCACAACAAAUUUUUUCAAGCUCUUUCAGUUCAUUUUAAUUUGUCAUCUUCAUUGGUCAUUAGCAGCGAGAUCUCGUCACAGAGAUGACAUCGUUCAACAUGUCAUUAAUCCUGUUCUGUGUCUCUAUACUCUUUAUUGUACUACUGUAGUGCUUAUGGGAAUGGUGGAUAUUAAUGGAACCUGGACCGAAUGUUUCCGGCCAUAUUGGUUAAUGCUGUCGAGUGCGGAUUUCAUAGCGGUGCAAUUGUUCGCGGUAGUUGCACUUUAUUUAACUCACAGCAGUCGUCAAACGGCAAUUUCGGCCCUAAUGUUGCCAUCCACGUCGUCGCAGACUCGGGAUCUUUGGCUCGUCACGGCCGUCUACGAACUUUCGGCUACAGUUUCCGUUGUCUUCGAUGCCGCAAUGACUCUUUUGGAGAAAGAAGAGUACGGUUGCAGUGGAAUUUACAAUCACGUACAGCUUUAUUACAGUUCAGCAACUGUUAUCGUUACGAUUCUCAAAUUCUUUGUGCCAACCUGGACUCUUCUCUGCGUCUUUCAACCAAGUCGAGUCAAGUCCAGACCCUCUGAAGUCGCUCUUACGUCUCAUUACAAUAUGGACGGCUCGUGCUACAAUCAGUAUCACCGAAUGUUCGCAUCACAAAAUGGCGUGCUCUCAAAUUCGAUUCCCUAUCCAUCGAUACCCUAUCCAGUCGAAUCGCCGGUAUUCGGAAGUUACGGUGACUUUUCCUACACUGACAGUUCACCGGACGCUUCGCCAACAAUCACUCGAUGCUGGAACGGCACCGAGGACGAAUCCCUAAAUGGCUAUGAAAAGCACUUUUUGAAUCUCGAUCAGAAAAAGGAGGAGAGUCGCAAUCGAAUGGAGCAAGCUCGUCAAAAUCUCGAAAAGAGCCUCGGACUCGAUUUGGAGAAUGACACCGCUCUACGUAACGUCAGGAAUCUCACCACAAUUUGCGAGGAGGGUGCCAAUAACAUCGACAACAGCCAAGAAUGAAUGCUCAAUUCUUCUAAGUCACUAAUUGUCCCUGAUUUUAACAAAAUCCGUUCUUUUCUGUUUUAGUUCUGUUUUAGUUCCAAUUUUGGUUCUGUUUCAGUUCUAUUUCCGUUCUGUUUCAGUUCUACCUCAGUUCCACUUCAGUUCAACUUCUAUUUUUAAUUUUUAGUCCCUUUUUAGCCCAUUUGACAAAAAAAUCAAUUCGAUAACCAAAAAUUAACCAGUUUUGGUAACUAAACUGUUGACCAAAUUUCUGUUUGCAUUUUUAUUUAGCGGAAAAGUACAUUCCCCCCAAAAACAAGGUUUAGACUUCGAAUUAAGAGAAUUCUUCGAGAAAAAAACCGAGAUCUCAAGAAAAGGCUGAAUUUCAAAUUCUCUCGCUACAAUUAAUUGUGCUGUAGGGAAUAUUCUUCUUCGACGCCUGAGUUAUUUCAGGUAAAACUUAAAUGUAAUCAAUGUGUACUCAUCGAAAAAAGGAAAAAAAACGCCCGACCUUUGAAAUUACUACAUAUUAGGCUCAUAAAGUGUUUUAAUAGUCUAAUAAUCCUAAUUUCUAAGUUGCAUUUUUAUACUAGAUACGUACAAACAAAAAAAUAUCUAAUAGAAAUUAACUGCGUACUCGAUAUCUAAUUAGUAGAUACCAACAUCGAUAUCAAAACUAAGAUAUUUACGUAUAAUUAUUGACUCCAUUUCGGAGUUCUUGUCCGUCUUUUUUUAUUGAUAUUAAGUUAUCAAUUACCUCCCGAUUCUCAAACGAGCAGUUCAACUGCCAAGAAUCAUUAAUUCGAGACUUCACUAUAAAUUUUUCUUCUUUUUUUUGCGUGCAGUUCUCGAAUAGUUUGUAAAAAAAAACACAAGAAAACUAACGGUUUUACGACCAUCCUUCCAAAUGCUGUGAUGAUGCAAGAAAAUAUCACUUUCAAUUUUUUCUAUUUCUUUCAAGUCUCCUGGAAUUUAGCGUCGACUCUGGGAUUUUUUCCACAAAAAGGAAAAUAAACCGAUUUUUUGCCAAGUGUUCAAAAGAAAAGUUCUUCGAAGUUAAAAAUCUGAUAAUGUUUCUAACUCCGAUUUUAAUGACAGCGUCGACGCUAACUUUAGGAACACAUUUCUUUGAAUUAAAAAACACACGAAACAUUACGAAAAAAAUUAUGUUCAAGUCGGCGACUAUUUUAGAAACGAAAAACUAAAAAUACCCACAAAUAAUUUGACUCCGAAUUGAUGUUAAUUUUCCAAAAUUGGAAUUUUUCGGUAAUUAAUUCUUAGAGGACCCACAAAUAAUUUGAUGACAUCAAAUUAUUUGUAGGCCCUCUAAGAAUUAAUUACCGAAAAAUUCCAAUUUUGGAAAAUUAACAUCAAAAUUAGAUUUGAAAAAAGUUUUUUCGUUUCUAAAAAAAAACGUCACCGACUUCAAGUCCUCAUCGAAAACAAUGAACACAUUUUUUAGGCUAAAAAAAACAUUUUUUACAUUUAACAUUUUUAAUAGAAAGUCAAAAAAAAAAAAAAAUUAGUCGUAGUUUUACAUGUUCAUCUUUCGAAUUUUUAAUUAGGCCUAAUAGAAAAUUCAACUUCUUUUCUCUCGUCCUUUUGCAAUUUUUUACGUAAAAAGAAAAAAAAAUGUGUAAAUUAUAAUUCUCAUAUAUUUAUGAAUGUGUGAAAAAUAUUUCAUUACUCAAAGCUUUAUUUAAUUACAUCGACCCCAGUGUAUAUUUGUUUUUACUCAAUGUGAUCAAUUCUUUCACUUAUAUUGUAAAUUUUCCUUCUUCUUUUUUUUAUAGAUUUUAUUUAUUAUAGAUUUUUUAUCAAAGUUAUCAAUUUGUGAUUUAAUUUUACAACUUUUUUUUCUUGACAUAUAGAAAUACUGUUAUAAAAAAUAUAAAUAUAGGAUAUAUUAUUAUUAUUAUUGUAUAAUUUGAUUUAUAAUAGAAGACAUGUGCUUCCGAAA
Leptopilina heterotoma is the source of this 3459-nucleotide messenger RNA. RefSeq lists its product as uncharacterized. The record is from RefSeq and is a predicted model, not a curated record. The transcript has 6 exons. Lineage: Eukaryota; Metazoa; Arthropoda; Insecta; Hymenoptera; Figitidae. Bases 249 to 1517 code for a protein of 422 amino acids.